Messenger RNA from Ornithodoros turicata, 2712 nucleotides. RefSeq names its product sodium- and chloride-dependent glycine transporter 1-like. Lineage: Eukaryota; Metazoa; Arthropoda; Arachnida; Ixodida; Argasidae. Gene Ontology annotation, molecular function: L-amino acid transmembrane transporter activity. The coding region runs from base 145 to 2484 and encodes 779 amino acids. Gene Ontology annotation, biological process: sodium ion transmembrane transport. Gene Ontology annotation, cellular component: plasma membrane. The record is from RefSeq and is a predicted model, not a curated record. The transcript is spliced from 16 exons.
ACGAAGUUGGAGAUGUAACCCCCACUUGGCAUGCUGCACGCGAUCUCUGUUCCUCUGUUCCUGGCUGUUGUGUGCGUCUUCAGAGUGUGCCAGAUUCAGCAACGUGUGAAAGAAGGCGAGCAUCCUGUUUCCUGGCAGAGAUAAAUGUCAGAUGAAGACGUCAGUGAGGACCCGGGAUCAUCUGUGUCCGAAUACCGAAGUCCUUUCAAGAGCCGCUUCAAGUGGUCCAACAGAGCCCAGUUCUUUGUCGCUUGCAUUGGUCUCUCUGUUGGACUCGGAAGCUUCUGGCGAUUUCCAUACAUGGUCCUCGACAACGGAGGAGCCAUCUUUGUGAUAGCGUACAUAAUUACCAUGAUUGCCAUCGGAAGACCUUUCUAUUUCCUCGAGGUGGCUUUGGGACAGUUUUCUGGCCUGGGAGCUGUCGGAAUAUGGAAGUGUGUACCUAUCGGCAAAGGAAUCGGCGUGUGCAUGUGCUACGCCGCCAUCAUAGUGUCUCUCUACUACAACGUCUUCCUCGCCUACUUGAUCAUCUACAUUUACGAAUCCAUGUCCAAUGACCUGCCCUGGUCAUCCUGCGAUCAGGAAUGGGGAGCUGAUGAUGAUUGUUAUGUUCGAAAGAGGGGAACGCUAUUGUGCAAGAACAUAAACUGGAAAUUGAGCCAAAUGUUCGCGGGCAAAAAUAUCACCAACGGCUACACCAUCGACGACGGGGACGGGAUUGUUACUGUCCCAAAAGAUGUGUACGAAAACUAUUCUUCACGUUGCACCCCUGGCCGUCACACAGCGGCUGAAGAAUUCUUCUUCUUGCGUGUUCUUGGACUAAGCGAAGGACUUGAUACAGCGGGACGCUUCCGAACAGAUCUUACAAUUGGUUUAGCGAUGACCUGGACGAUAGCAUUUGUUUUUCUUGCAAAAGGUGUUGCCUUCACCCGCAAGCUCCACUAUCUAACAUCUACAGCUCCUUAUUGUAUCCUCUUCAUCCUGCUGCUUCGUGGGGUCACCCUGCCAGGUGCGACACAAGGCAUCACCUACUUAUUUGUGCCGAAGAACUGGGGCAAACUGCUUGACCUCAACGUAUGGUACGGAGCCGUGCAAAAUAUGAUAGUGUCUCUCGGCAUUUCGACCGGAGUGAUCAUCAACCUGGGCAGCUUCAACAAGUUCGGCACACGAUUUGCCUUUGGAGUUAUUCCCCUGACAGUCAUGGACAUCCUCACCGGUUUAAUGAGUGGAACUGUGGUGUUUUCUGUGCUCGGAAAUUUGGCCUACAAGGUGGACAUGCCCGUGGAAGAAGUGGCCACGCGAACCGGUGUCAGUCUGUUUUUCUUGGCCUACACAGAAGCAAUCGCAGAGCUCGACUACGCACCCUUGUGGUCAAUCUCAUUUUUCACGGCAUUCUUUCUCGUUGGCAUGGAUACUAACUACCUCAUGCUGGAGUCUGUGCUGACCACUGUUUCCGACGAGUUUCCAUUUCUGAGGAACAAGAGACCGCCCACAGCCUUUGUUGGAAGCAUCAUUGGAUUCCUCUGUUCCCUUCCAAUGACCAUGCAGAACGGUUUCUACAUUCCCUACAUCCUGGACAUCUACAUCUAUGGCGUACUGGUACCGGUCAUGGCUUUCAUCGAAGUCUCUUGUAUCGUCAUGGUCUACGGUAUGAACCGUUUCCGCUUGGACUGGGCGUUUAUGAUGGGAGCAGACGUGAACUUCGCAGAAGACAUUUGCCUCAGACUCCUCACACCCACUGUGAUCGGGUUAAGCAUUCUCUACGGAAGCUUCCUGCAAAGUGGGCCCAUCAUCCUAGAGAGCUACAUCUACCCGUCCUGGGCGAAACUGAUUGGCUGGUCCAUCGUCACAAUAGGAGCCUUGCAGAUUCCCAUGUUCGCCUACUCUGCGUUAUACACCAAAAAGUUUGACAUCAAGGCCGCCACGAAACCUACCUCCAUCUGGGGACCCGAAGACCCCGAGACCUACAGCAGGUACCUCAAGAUGCUGCGCAAGAGGAGGAUCCUUCCACGGGCCACUAAGCGCCAAGCCGAAGCACCACCUCAACUAAGUGCAUCAGAACUGGAAGAGAUGUCCAAGCUUCUGGGACGUACCCCAGAAGACCUGCAGAAGCUGCGCAUGUACAGACACCUAAAGCUGGCCAGCCUGUCCAAAGCAGACGCUCGCCCUGCAUCCAUGCUUCCGCAGGCUCUGAACACCAGAAGAAUGAGCGGCCGACGAAGAUCUUCAGCUAUCCUGUUGGAGUACGACAUGCCAACAGGGGGUAGAAGACAAUCAUCCGUGUACGUCCUUCCUCAAUAUGCUGAACCGCCCACUGCAGCGGAGCCCGAUCAAGCGAGAAUACCACGUAGUGUUGCGGUUGCUAUGCUGGAACCUGUCACGCCGCUAGACCAAAAUGAAGACGAAGUACGAUUUCGAGGACCUGAGGCUCGACCAAUAUUGAAAAGACGCGAGUCACUGAAUCGGCAGUACGCGUACGAUUGAUUGAUUGAUUGAUACAGUUCUUGGAGCAUUAUUGUAACUCGUCGCCGUGUGCGCGCUACGAGCCAUACAUUGAGCAUCUUGUGAUGAUGCACUCUGGUGAUGCCACGAUGUAGCGUCGCUUGUUUGGCAGAAUGCGUUGAUAUAUUUAAAAAUUAUCUCACAAUAUUGUUGAUUCGGAAUUUGUUGAUCUGUUGAUUUGAAUUGAAUAUUGAGAUGAUUUCAAUAUCA